Molecule: messenger RNA, 4838 nt
Organism: Thunnus maccoyii (southern bluefin tuna)
Lineage: Eukaryota; Metazoa; Chordata; Actinopteri; Scombriformes; Scombridae
Product: interferon regulatory factor 4-like
Exons: 15
Coding region: 819-2777 (652 amino acids)
Biological process (GO): regulation of transcription by RNA polymerase II; protein dephosphorylation; immune system process
Cellular component (GO): nucleus
Molecular function (GO): DNA-binding transcription factor activity, RNA polymerase II-specific; protein binding; protein tyrosine/serine/threonine phosphatase activity
Source: RefSeq, a predicted model, not a curated record
CCUUGUAGUUAUUUUUAGGAAGUAUUAGUUCCUCUCUUCCUGUGGUGGUGUACUUGGAUUAGGAAGUACAUGUCUGCAGCAAAAGCCCAUAGACUCUUCCUCUCCUGACAAUGGCUGGAAAGCAUGAAUUAACUAACUUCGUUUCAUUAAAACAGUACUCAUAAGAGUUAUUAGCUCUUCAGCAUUUAGGCAACGACUAUCUCUGAAACCCAUCUCUCUUAUCACUUUGCAUAUAAUGCACAAAUUAGAAUAUGUUGUGAAUUAUAUCAAAAUCUUGCCCCAAAAGCUAAUCAUGAUCUGACUAUCUGUGCUAUUUAUUUUUUAAAAAGACCACAAAAAAUGGUUGUUUGAUAUCUGCCACACUCCUGUUCUAUUUUCCAUAGUGACUUUGUCAUCCAGCUCACUUGAGUAACCGGCCACUGUAUUAAUCUUCAAGUGCUUGGCUAAUUUUGUUCUGGUAUGUAGACACUUGUGUUGUCAAAGUUUAUUUUAGGGUUAGGCAUUUGCUUUCGUAAAGCCAAGGCAGCCUAUGGAUAUUCUCAUCAUAUCUAACUAUAAGUCCAAGGUAGGUUUGGUCCACACUUAUUAUAUCCAAAAGCCGCGUUCCUUACAUUGGCAAACUACAAAUCCCAGCAUUCAACACGGGGAGUUUGGGCAGCACUGCUCGACUCUCUCGGGCGCGGAGCUGCUGCUUGUUAGGCGCCCCUACAGCGGGAUUGGGAAGCCGUCACGGAACUGACUGGAUACUCAUUUUUACCAACAAGGAAAUACAGCGCAGCAUUUCAGUCCAUUAGUCCUUUCUGUGGUCGUUUUUCAACAUGGGUAAUGGCAUUAAUAAGGUCCUGCCUGACUUAUACUUGGGAAAUUUCAAAGAUGCAAGAGACCGAGAACUGUUAGCCAGAAACAACAUCACACACAUCCUGUCCAUUCAUGACAGUGCAGCUCCUAUCCUCCAGGAGAUGACCUAUCUCUGCAUUUCAGCUGCUGACCUGCCCACACAAAACCUGACGCAGCACUUUAAACAAAGUAUUAUGUUCAUGCACGAGUCCCGCCUGAAAGGAGAAGGCUGUCUCGUUCACUGUUUGGCAGGUGUGUCCCGCAGUGUCACCUUGGUGGUAGCUUACAUCAUGACAGUGACAGGACUGGGUUGGCAGGAGGCACUGGCUGCGGUGAGGGUGGCCCGGCCCUGUGCUGGCCCCAACCUGGGCUUCCAGCGGCAGCUCCAGGAGUUCGAGGCUACUCAAGCUCAUCAGUUCAGAGAGUGGCUACAGAAGGAAUAUAAGGACAACCCCUUCAAUGAUGAAGCUGAUAUACGUGACUUGCUUGCCAGAACCUCCAAAGUCAAUGGGGGGGAGGUGGAAAAACAGGCAUCUACCCCACCUGGAGAGAUGAACUUGGAGGAGGAUAGCGGCCUGUCAGUCAGUUGUGGCAAUGGCAAACUGAGACAGUGGCUUAUUGAUCAGAUUGACAGCAGGAGAUAUCCCGGCCUUGUUUGGGAAAAUGAUGAAAAAAACAUCUUUAGGAUUCCGUGGAAACAUGCAGGAAAACAAGACUAUAACAGAGAGGAGGAUGCUGCACUCUUCAAGGCUUGGGCAAUGUUCAAGGGGAAACAUAAGGAAGGUGUGGACAAGCCAGAUCCACCCACAUGGAAGACAAGACUACGUUGUGCUCUUAAUAAAAGCAAUGACUUUGAUGAGUUGGUAGAAAGAAGCCAACUGGACAUCUCAGAGCCCUACAAGGUCUACAGAAUCAUUCCAGAGGGAGCCAAAAGAGGAAUGAAGAUGAGCAGUUUGGAGGAGACAGCAUCACACGUAAAUGCCUUUGGCUAUAUUCCUCCAUAUACAUCUCUGCACAACCAGGUAUCCAGCUAUAUGGUUUCUCAGGAGAGAAGGGACUGGAGGGAUUACAAACAACCAGAACAACAACCCCUUCCUCCUACACAUCACCAUGGACCUCAUGCAGACCUGCAGUAUGGCCAGUGCCACUACCCUUCACCCAUCAGCCGGGCUUGGCCUGGCUCACACACAGAAAAUGGUUUUCAGCUCUCCUUCCACACCUACUUUUCAGAGUCCCAACCCCCUGUGUAUACAAUGGACCACAACAAUGCCAUAACAGAUUUCAGCCUGCAUGUGUCCCUAUUCUACAGAGAGUCUUUGGUAAAGGAGGUUACCACCAUCAGCCCAGAAGGUUGUCGAAUCACCUCUUCCUCCUCCUCCUCUCCAUCGUCCUCUUCCUCUUCUUCCCCAAGCUCAGAGGACAAGUUUCACAGUGGGGCAGAAAUCAUUCUCUUUCCAUUCCCGUACCCUGAGUCUCAGAGGCAGGGCGCUGAGAUGCUUCCUAACGUACUGGAGAGGGGAGUGCUUCUGUGGAUGGCCCCUGAUGGGUUGUACGCUAAGCGGCUUUGCCAGGGACGAAUAUACUGGGAAGGACCUCUGGCUCCAUAUAUGGAUAAACCCAAUAAGCUGGAGAAGGAGCAGCCAUGCAAACUUUUUGACACCCAGCAAUUCCUUGUUGAACUUCAAGAUUUUGCCCAUAAUGGACGACAUGUACCGAGACACCAGGUGGUACUAUGUUUCGGAGACGAGUACCCCGACCCACAGCGUCCAAGGAAGUUGAUCACGGCACAGGUGGAGCCAAUGUUUGCCAGAAAAUUGGUGUACUAUUACCAGCAGAACAAUGGCCACUACCUGCGGGCCUAUGAUCACAUCCAGGAACAGAACACCUCUCCAACAAUCGACUAUCCUUCCCAGAGACCUCUACAGCAUAUUCAGGAGUGACAAGAAUGCACAUACACGAGGGCGUGAAUGUGAAUGUAAACCUCUGACCAUUCAUGCCUUGUGACUGUUGUGACUGCAGUGCUGUGUACUGUAAAUUGUAGAAGCUGUCACGGUACUCAGGGUUAGAGAUGGGGAAGACCCUGUUGUUUUCACUUGCACACCUAUGCGUCGUAGUCUUUGUGUCUGUAACUGUGGAGUAUUGUUUUUUUUUUUCUCUCUACAAGUAUUAUUGUGACAGUGUGAAGGAUGCGGUUUGAGGGUGGGGGGAUGAGGGGAGCAGAGGGCGACUGAGACAGGAAGUACUAGCACAGGUGCACAGGAAGAAUGGCCCCUAAGACAAACACUGAUACGUCAAAGGGAUAAAACAGAGUAUGAAUGAAUACAUAUUGCAUUUUCACAGGUAGCAGUUGACAAUUUGAUUGUUCCACUGACACACUGGAGUGGUACUGAAGACAAUUAUGCACUCUUCCUCUUACUUAAACUCCACAGUAGUACUUGAUAUGCUAAAUGAAAACAUAGGCUUAGUGAACAGUCAACAAUAUCAGUGCAUAGUCUUUUGUAGACCUGAAUUCUGAGUUUCAUUGCAAAAAAAAAAAAGCUACACCUGGAAUGUAAGAGAAAUCAAUGUUAUCACUGGUCUAGUGGUGUAGUAGAGGAAGCUGUUUCCCUCUUGGCUGCUACACGUAUUGCAGGACACACUGUCAAAAAUCUAUUUCUACUAAAUCUGGUCUACUUUUAAAAAAUAUCUUAUUCCUUUAAACUAUGUCAACUGUUAAAACGUAAAUCUAAAAAAUAGCUUGUAGGUGGUAAUCAAGAUAAAUGAACUAGCUUGCGGUUGAUUUGACAUACAGUAUAGUAAGAUAUGCCACCCACGCAUCCACUUCAUGUACAGUACGUGAUAAUUUGCUGUUUUUUGCAAAAUUUUUCUUAGGUGACAGUCACUGACCACUUUUGAAUGUUGGUAGUAAUUUAAAGCCAUUAAAGGUUUGAUUACACAUGGAUCUUAUGGUUAUUAGAAUGAGAAGUCAAACCUGUAUUUUAAGUCACAUAUAUAGAAAAUUCAAAGCAUAGAAUUGCCUGCAGCACAUUAUUACUGAGCAGCUUGAGGCUCAAGGUGCAUUUGACCAGAAAGACUGGCCUUUAUGGGCAGCCUCUGCGGGAAGUAGACUGGAAAAAUGACACUCAUCCUGUAACUUGAAGGGAAACUGUACUGUACCUGUUCCUCUUGAUCUGAAACUAGCGACCUCACAAAUGGGAAGAAAAACUACCUUUGUGGUCAGUUUGCAGGUUCAGCCAGGGAGGUGCUCUCUGGUUCCCAUGCCUGAGGCCCAUGUAUCAUCCACCAAAAGCAGUCCUGAUUCCUGAAAUGUCAGUUACCUAUUUUGAAUUUUACACAUUGACGCAAAAUGCAAAAGUGAGUAUGGCAGAAUUCCUCGUGCUGUUUAAGUCCUAAAGGCUGCAGUAGGGGGGAUAAAGGUUUUGUUAUGUUUUUCUUCUGUGGUCCAGAGUUUCGAUCUCUGCAUUUACUUCCUUCACACUUAAACCACAUCACUUUCACAAACUCUGACCAAAAUCACAGACGGGAAUGUUUUUCUUUCUUUCUCUCUUUUUUUGUGAACCAUAAAUCCUUAUUUCUCUCAUACAUCCAGUCAGUCCCCCUGAUUCUCUGCCCCGUGAAAUUUUGUUUCCCAUUACUUCAAAAUCAGACAUUUGACUCAAAAUCAAAUCCUAAUAGUGAAAACGUUACCUGCUCAAUGUACAGUGUGCUGUUGUAUAAAAACCCUGUAUAUGUGUAAAGCCACGUGUGUUCAUGUGUGUGGGUGUGUACAUGUGUGUGUCUCACAGUUGCGGUAUGACUGUUAUCAGGAAUUGACAUUUAUGGACUCAGGAUAAAACAUGUGACUCCCCCACCUACAACGGUAGUGACUCAAAUACAGACUAACAUCACACGUUACAGUUACAGUAAAACUGUCUGAAAGCUACAGAGGAAAUCCCAAAAGCAUGCAUACUGAAAAAAUAUUCUUGUCUUAUCUUAAAUAAACCUGUCAAUCUACUACUCAA